AUGCCAAAGCUCUUCAUCACAGGUGCCACCGGCUACAUCGGAGGUGAUGCCCUCUAUGCAGUUGCAAAUGCCUACCCAGACCUGGAGAUCACUGCACUUGUUCGCAACAGCGACAAAGGAGCCAAGGUUGCCGCACAAUAUCCAAAGACUCGACUUGUGUACGGUACGCUUGACAGCACCGAGUUGCUCACCACCGAGACUUCAAAUGCAGACAUUGUUCUUCAUUGCGCCGACUGCGAUCACGUAGCCGCUGCAAAUGCUAUCGUUGCCGGACUUGCUCGAAGUGGAAGAAAGACAUACCUCAUUCACACCUCUGGAACUGGUGUCUUGUCUUAUCCGGACAUUGAGAACAACACCUUUGGUAUCAAGCGAGAGAAGACCUUUGAUGAUUGGGACAACAUUGGUGAGGUCACUUCAAUCCCUGAUGUAGCGCUCCACCGCAAUGUCGACAAGAUCAUCCUCGCAUCGAACGAGGCAUCGGCCGGCAAUAUCCAGUCUGCUAUCGUCUGCCCACCGUGUAUUAAUGGCCCAGGACGUGGUCCCGACAACCAAAGGAGUGUGCAGAUAUAUGAUAUGGCCAAGGUAGCACUGAAGCGUAUGAAAGCUUUCGCUGUUGGUGAUGGCGACAACAUUUGGACUCAGGUUCACGUCCAAGACCUCAGCGAAGUCUUCCUGGCACUGGUAACGGCUGCUCUCUCACCAGAUGGUGGAAAAGCGACCUGGAACAAGGAAGGGUAUUAUUUCGCCGAGAGCGGAGAGUUCCGCUGGGGUGAUAUCAGCAGCAAGAUCUCUGAGGUCGCAUUUAAGAACAAGCUCAUCAACCAUGAAGGCGUCGACAACGUGAGCAAGGAGGAGGCUGACGAGUUGAGGCCAGCGGGCAGCUACCUUUGGGGCACCAACUCUCGCUGCAAGGCCAUUCGAGCCAACAAGCUGUUCGGUUGGACCCCUAAGCAGAAGAGUGUGUUCGAUCUGAUGCCAGAGAUCCUCGAUGCUGAAGCGAAGGCGCUUGGUCGUACUAGGACACAUGCUGAGGAAGCUGCUGAGGGGCGCAUCUUGAAGUAG
Molecule: messenger RNA, 1062 nt
Organism: Alternaria arborescens
Lineage: Eukaryota; Fungi; Ascomycota; Dothideomycetes; Pleosporales; Pleosporaceae
Exons: 3
Coding region: 1-1062 (353 amino acids)
Source: RefSeq, a predicted model, not a curated record